CCCUUCCUCCUCAGCCACUCGGUAAAUCUCCCUCCUAUUUAAUCCCUAUUUUCACCCACUUCUGCUCUUCAUUAAGUCUUGGUGCUGGGUGAAACUAAUUACCUAAGUUAUUUUUCAUGUUUCAGAGCCAAAAGAACCACAGGAAAGCCUUAUAUAAGUGAAAUAUGGCCUAAAAUAAGCGGGUAUUGGAUAGCGGGCCGUUAGGAAGACAGGUCCCUUCCAAAACAUGAGGGUUACAACAGACACAGGAAAGCCUUAAAUGAGUGAAAUAUGGGCAAAAAUUAGACUGGCACGGUAUAGUGAGCCGUUGCAGAGGCUGAGGCGGCUUCCAAAACAAACGAAGAUGGGCUGACAUCACCCACCACCCCCACCACCACCACCACCGCCUCCUCCCCCUCCUCCCCCUCCUCUUUCUCCUGGGGGGGCUGAGGCUGGGGGGGGCAGAGAUCAGCUCGUUCUUCGACCCCCUGGAGGACCGGUGGCUGGAGCUGUACCCGGGAGAGGAGCUGACGGGGGAGCCCACCACUUUGACCUGGGGGACACCGCGCCUGGAGGGACCCUGGGGGAGCCUACGCCAGAGUGGAAUCUGGAUAUUGUACAGUGAACCGGACUACCUGGGCGCUAACGUGACUGUGGCCUUCGGGGAGGUUUUGGAGAUGAACAUUCGGCAUCCCGUGCGGUCCGUGCGGUACGUGGGCAACAGCAGGGCCAAGACCAUGCCGGCCUUGCACCUGUACGCCCUCACGUGGUACAGGGGCACGGAGCACGUCAUAGAGGUUGGCCCAGACGAGGAUGACGUGCGGGUUCCCAACUUCCAUAACUUCGGGACAGAUGCGAAGUCACUGAUUGGCGUGGGCAGCGACUGGACGCUAUUCAACGGGCCUAACUUCAAUGGGCCUAACUGCACCUGCCUUCAACUCACCCACUUUUCCAUGUCUUCCUACGACGGCGACAACGCGAUGCUGGCGGCCACCUUCCACCCCUACCUCACCCCCGACGACGCCCCCGUGGCCUACACCUCCCCCGUGGGUCAGAUCUCCCCCGUGGGCAGCGCUAUCUUGACGUGUAGAAAUGUCCCCAUGAGGAAGCUUUGUGCCAAGUUACCCUGGGAGAAUGUGCAUAGAUCCCAGUGCCCGAUUUUGUCCCGGGGGGUGAAGGUUUGUGAGUCAGAGGUGGUGGGGUGGUUUUAGGGGGGGGAGGAGGUGGAGGUGGAGGGGGGAGGAAGAAGAGAGAGAAACGGAAAAGAGAGGAUGUAAGAAGGAGGAGGAGGAGGAAGAAAAGACGAAGAAGAAGAGGAGGAGGAAGAAGAAGACAAACGAGAAGAAAUAGGAAGAAGAGGAGGAAGAAGGAGGAAGAGGAGGAAGAGGAAGAGAAGUAAGAGUUGUAGUAGUAGUAGUAACAGUAGUAGUAGUAAUGGUAGUAGUAGUAGUAAUAGUAGAAAUAGUAAUAGAAGUAGGCUAAUCAAUGUAGUAAUAAUAAUAGUAAUAUAUUGCAUUGUAUCGUAUUAUUAGUAUCGUUAUCAUCAUUAUUCCUACCACUAUCAAAUCUGUUAUUAUCAUUAUUAUUAUUAUUAUUAUUAUUAUUAUUAUUAUUAUUAUUAUUAUUAUCGAUCUCCCUUGUUUUGUGACCCCGUACAAACAGCAGACAACAACAAUGCCCUUAUAUGGAAAUGUCACUCACCCGAAUAAACAGAAUUUCUCGUAUUUUUCUUUUUAAUUUUGUAGUAAUGAAAAACAGGAGAAUAUAAUGAUGAAAGAUAGAAUAUAAAACAAUGUGGUUAGGGUGUGUGUGUGUAGGGUACUCUAGGUGCGCGUGGCUGCGGUGCACAUCUCCGAACUGCUGGACUUUGAGAGUGUGGUGGGAGAGUAGGCUAAUGAUUCUCUCUCUUUUAUUUCUAUCUCUAAUUUCUUGCUUUCUUAUUUAUUUGUUCGGUCUAAAUUUCUCUCUCUUUAAUUUCUCUCUCUUUAAUUUCUCUCUUUAAUUCCUCUUUUUUUAUUUCUCUUUUAUUUCUGUCUUUAAUUUCUUGCUUUCUGAUUUUAUUUGCUCGGUCUAAUUUUCUCUCUUUAAUUUCUCUCUCUCUUUAAUUUCUCUCUUUAAUUUAUCCUUUUUUGUAUUUAUUUUAUUUCUAUCUCUAAUUUAUUGCUUUCUUUUUUUACUUGCUCGGUUUAAUUUUCUCUCUUUAAUUUCUCUCUCUUUAAUCGCAGAAUUCGGAGUACGUUGGGAAAGGCCUUUGUAUCGCCCUGAGACACGUAAUGGUAUUGUAAUCUGAAGAAAAUGAUGAUCAAAACAAUUAAAACAAGUAAA
Molecule: messenger RNA, 2304 nt
Organism: Eriocheir sinensis (Chinese mitten crab)
Lineage: Eukaryota; Metazoa; Arthropoda; Malacostraca; Decapoda; Varunidae
Exons: 7
Coding region: 657-1190 (177 amino acids)
Source: RefSeq, a predicted model, not a curated record